AUGGCUAUCCAGGCUCAUAGCAAGGUCAAGGUUGCAUAUUAUUAUGAUGGGGAUGUUGGAAAUUACUAUUAUGGUCCAGGGCAUCCGAUGAAGCCGCACAGAAUUCGAAUGGCUCAUAAUCUCAUUCUCAAUUAUGGUCUUUAUCGGCGAAUGGAAGUUUAUAGACCGCAUGUAGCGACGUUUGAGGAAAUGACGAAGUAUCACAGCAAUGAUUACUUGACAUUCUUGAAAAAUGCACGACCGGGAGAUAUCACUGAUAACAAGGCAGCUAAAACUCGUGAACGAUAUAAUUUUAGCGAAGAUUGCCCCAUUUUUCACGGUAUAUAUGAAUUUUGUCAGACUUCAUGCGGUGGCUCUCUUGCUGCGGCAGCGAAACUUAACAAGAAGCAGGCAGAUAUAACGAUAAAUUGGAUGGGUGGUUUACAUCAUGCCAAGAAAAGCGAAGCUUCUGGAUUCUGCUACACAAAUGAUAUUGUUUUGGCGAUUCUUGAGCUUCUCAAACAUCAUCAACGUGUUUUAUACGUCGACAUUGAUGUCCAUCACGGUGAUGGUGUCGAAGAAGCAUUCUAUACAACAGACCGUGUAAUGACUGUUUCAUUUCACAAAUUUGGUGAAUAUUUCCCGGGUACUGGAGAUGUUCAGGAUAUCGGCUUAGGCCAAGGAAAAUACUAUGCCGUAAAUUGUCCUUUGCAUGAUGGUAUCGAUGAUGACACGUAUCAGUAUAUAUUCAGAUCUAUUAUGGAACAGGUUAUGCUAUCAUAUCAGCCAUCAGCCAUCGUCCUACAGUGUGGUGCUGAUUCAUUAGUUGGUGAUAGACUUGGAUGUUUUAAUCUUACUCUAAAAGGACAUGGUAAAUGUGUUGAAUUUAUGAAGAAAUUCAAUCUCCCACUUUUGUUACUUGGUGGAGGUGGUUAUACCAUUCGUAACGUUGCACGCUGUUGGGCCUAUGAGACAUCGAUUGCUUUAGAUGUCGAAAUAUCAAAUGAAUUGCCUUACAACGAUUAUUUUGAAUACUAUUCAACUGAUUUCAAGCUUCAUAUUAUUCCAUCAAAUAUGACGAAUCUUAACACACUUGAUUAUCUUCAAAAAGUGCAGUCGACGAUUUUUGAACAUUUGCGUUACUUACCACAUGCUCCCGGUGUGCAAAUGCAGCCAAUAAAAGACGGAAUCACUGGAACGUCUGCCGGCGAAACAGUAUCAGGAACUACAUAUAAGCGCUUCUCGAUUUUAGAAAAUUGUGUGGAAGGCGAUAAUGAAUUUUAUGAGGAGCAUGGCAUGAAAUCAAACCGAAAUGAACGAUCUCAUAAUCUUGAACCUGAAAAUUUAUCACCAAAAGUCAAGCGAUUUCGGAUCUCAUCACCAAAUUCUCCAAAGAGUCCAAAAUCUCCUAGAUCAUUUCUAGGGCUCUUAAAUAAUCAUCCUGAGAAUAUUUAA
Acanthocheilonema viteae is the source of this 1434-nucleotide messenger RNA. NCBI's taxonomy places the organism in Eukaryota, Metazoa, Nematoda, Chromadorea, Rhabditida, Onchocercidae. The record is from the annotation of a GenBank genome assembly.